This is a messenger RNA of Alternaria atra, 1062 nucleotides long. RefSeq lists its product as uncharacterized. The transcript has 6 exons. The record is from RefSeq and is a predicted model, not a curated record. The coding region runs from base 1 to 1062 and encodes 353 amino acids. NCBI's taxonomy places the organism in Eukaryota, Fungi, Ascomycota, Dothideomycetes, Pleosporales, Pleosporaceae.
AUGGCGCCGAAGAACACCGACCCGGCGCGCGUCGCAGAAAGUAACUUAAGUUACCUCCUUGGGGUUACUGCGGCCUUUCAUAUCAUCGCCCUGGCCUUCAUUGGAAUGCGCAUGUACGCCCGCAUCAUCGUCGUGAAGGCAUUUGGCAAGGAUGACGCCCUUAUACUUGCGUCAACGGCCUGUGUCUUUCUUGGUGGCAUGGUGACCUACAUAUUAGCCGCCCAGCACGGCUUAGGCCGCCACACUGACACCCUGAAGAAAGAAGACCACCAAGAGUACCUGAAGUUGACCUUUAUACAAGCCGUCGUAUCUACCAUUGGUGGCAUGGCUUUUCUCAAGCUAUCUGUCGGGUUUUCACUCCUUCGUCUCGGUGUUCCCACUUUAUAUACCAGAAUGCUCUGGUCGCUUAUCGCCUUCGUCUGUCUUUAUACAGUGAUUUCGUGGGGUGAAUGGGCCGCCGUGUGCAAGCCCAUAGCCGGCUUCUGGAACAAAGACCUUAAGCCAACAUGCUUGGCCGUGAACAUCCACAAAGGCUUCGCGCUGAUGAACACAUCCUGCAACAUCUUAACUGAUAUAUGUUUUGCAUCCAUUCCCGUGCCAAUCAUACUGGGGUUGCAAAUGAAACAGAAGACUCGCAUCUACCUCAUCCUCGUUCUAAGCUUGGGUUACAUAGCGGUUGUCAUGGGCAUCGUCAAAACGGUCGUCCAAAACACCAAGAGAGGUGAUCCUGACCAGUCAUUUACGAACGAUAUACAGUUCUGGGGUUUCCUUCAGGUGAACAUUGGUAUCAUAGCCGCGUGCGCGCCCUCACUCAAGCCCAUCGUCGGUGGCAUUCUCCGUCUCCCGUCGACUCAGCAGUCCAAGAGCCGAAGUAAUUUCGGCACAGGCACAAACGGCCAAUCCAACAAAUCGAGAACACAGAGCAGGAUACGGGUCAGCACCCGAAUUCAGAGCAAGGGUUGGGUGCGGACGAAUAGCGAGAUCGAGCUGGAUGAAGGAGAAUCCUUCGGUAGCGAGACACAUAUAACGAGCAACAAGGAUGAUCGCUCUGGUAGCCAUUGA